UAGGAGACAGACGUUUGGAGCCAAUCACCAAAGACAUCUUUCAAUGUAUCGAAACUAUAAAAGGCGGCAAUAUUCACUUGUGUUUUGACCGCUUUGAAGCGUAGGCAGUUAGGCGGCAUCCAUGACAUCCGCCAUGAAUGUCUCCCUUCUUCUGCUUCUGACUUUCGCUGUCUGUGGUCAAGCCGAUGGUUUUGCUACUAAGCCUUCGUGGCGAAGUGGGAUGGAGAACAGGUUGCAAGCCGAUGAUGGUUCAUUUCGCUUCGAAGAGACCACCAUUUCUGACAUCCAAGCCGCCUUCAAUGACGGCCGACUCACUUCCUCCCAGCUUGUUGAGUACUACCUAGACCAAAUAAGAACCCUCAACCCCUACCUCAAUGCUGUUAUUGAGGUCAAUCCAGAUGCACUCGAUGAUGCAGCCAAAGCCGACUUUCAGCGCAAUGCCUACAGCCAUCUCAGCCCUCUACACGGCAUCCCCGUUCUUGUCAAGGACAACAUAAACACCCACGACAAGCUCAACACCACCUCAGGAUCCUUUGCUCUUCUGGGCUCUGUCGUGCCCCGAGAUGCCGGUGUCAUUCAACGCCUCCGAAAUGCUGGUGCCAUAAUUCUAGGUAAAGCAAGCAUGAGCGAGUGGGACAAUUUUCGAGCACUAGAUGCGCCACAAGGGUGGAGUCCACGAGGGGGCCAAGGCCAAAAUCCUUACUCUAAGGCAAUAAAUCCAUGUGGAACCAGCAGCGGUUCUGCCAUAGCGGUGGCUGCAAAUCUAGUGACAGUUUCUCUUGCAACGGAUUUGGAUGGCGCUAUCACGUGCCCUGCAGUGGUAAACUCGGUGGUGGGCAUCAAGCCCACGGUUGGGCUAACAAGCCGAUCAGGGAUGGUUCCCAUCUCCCCGAGGCUACAAACCAUAGGGCCAAUGGCACGAACGGUGGCAGAUGCAGUGGCACUUUUGGAUGUCAUCAUGGGUUUCGAUCCGCUAGACGCCGAGGCGACAGAGGCUGCAGAGAAGUUUAUUCCGAAGGGCGGAUUCUAUAAGUCCUUAAAAGAGGACGGGCUGAAGGGUAAGAGAAUUGGGAUUUUGCGUCAUCCCUACGUUGACAUGUACCCGAUAGGAUCCAUGGAGGCUAAUACAUUUGCGGCAAAUCUUCAAACCAUGAGAUUAAAAGGUGCCAUCUUAGUGGACAAUCUUGAAAUGAAGAAUAGAGAAAUCAUGGAAAAUAUUACUUUAAAUGGUGAAAUCGUUUCACUAUUGGCUGAAUUCAAGCUGUCACUCAAUGCCUACCUCGAUGAUCUCGUGUCCUCCCCUGUACGAUCUCUUGCAGAUGUCAUAGCCUUUAACAACAACCACUCAAUUGAGGAAAAAAUAAAUGAAUAUGGACAAAUAGUCUUCUUGGUAUCACAAAAAACAAAUGGGAUAGGUUUAGCAGAGAAGGAGGGCAUAGAAACAAUGGCACAACUCUCUAAAGAAGGCAUGGAGGGUCUAAUGAAACAAAAAAGUUUAGAUGCUGUGUUGUUCCCUGAACAUUAUGCUUCAAAUGUAAUGUCUCUUGGAGCCUUUCCCAUUAUCAGUGUUCCAGCUGGAUACAAUAGCACCGGUGAACCUUUAGGUAUUUCUUGGUUUCUUUUGCUGGAUGGAUUGCAAGGUUCAGAUGCCAUAUUGAUUGAGAUAGCUUAUGCCUUUGAACAAGCUACCCAGGCCAGAAUUCCACCUCCAACACUAGUUUGAUUAUAAAAAUAAAUUGUAAGUUACGAACAAAAACGAGAAUAUUCAUAACAAUGCAUCAUGUUUCUAAACAAAUGAUAAAAUUAAUGGAUAUUUGAGUUAUUUCUUGUAUUCUGAGCCUAAAUA
Molecule: messenger RNA, 1846 nt
Organism: Phalaenopsis equestris
Lineage: Eukaryota; Viridiplantae; Streptophyta; Magnoliopsida; Asparagales; Orchidaceae
Product: putative amidase C869.01
Source: RefSeq, a predicted model, not a curated record